Molecule: messenger RNA, 2304 nt
Organism: Coniosporium apollinis CBS 100218
Lineage: Eukaryota; Fungi; Ascomycota; Dothideomycetes
Exons: 2
Coding region: 1-2304 (767 amino acids)
Biological process (GO): phosphatidylinositol phosphate biosynthetic process; endosome organization; Golgi organization
Cellular component (GO): plasma membrane; fungal-type vacuole membrane; endosome
Molecular function (GO): 1-phosphatidylinositol 4-kinase activity
Source: RefSeq, a predicted model, not a curated record
AUGCCAAGGCAACGGCCAGCGACAUCAGGGUAUGCGCGUAUCGCGCAGGCCGAGGAGGAAGAAGACCUCGACGCCCACUCCGAGGACGAGGAUGCCUACCGAGGCCAGACUACGAUUUCGAACCCGUCAUCUCGAUAUGCGCCCAUACAGCCCAAGCGACAGGGCCGCAUGCAUGCAUCUGGCACCACCUCGCCGUCAAGACCAAGAGGACCUCCUCGAAGCGGAUCUCGGCGAAGCAAUUCAGGAGUAGACAUCAAGGCCAUCAACGCUAGGCUGGAGCGAUGGGCGGACGAGAUAGCGUCCAAGUUCAAGAUACGCAGGAUCAAGGGCAAGACUGAAGAGGAGGAGCAGCUUGAGAUACAGCACUCCGUCUUCCAAGCCCCAGACUGGAUCCGGCCAGCCACCGCUGAGUCACUCGCUCACGACUACCCUAUGGGACCGGACAGGAUCACAAAAGAACACUUCGAAGACGCCGUGGAAAGCGUCAGGUUAGCAAUCGAGCAAGGGAUUCACCCGAAGCUGAUAUCACAGGGCAGCUCAGGAAGCUAUUUUGCACGCACACCCCAGGGAAAGGUAGUCGGGGUCUUCAAGCCCAAAGACGAGGAACCAUAUGCAUCAAGAAAUCCCAAGUGGACGAAAUGGAUACAUCGCAACCUCUUUCCCUGGUUCUUUGGCCGGGCGUGCCUCAUUCCCAACCUGAGCUACAUCUCAGAAGCCGCCGCGUACGUGCUUGACGUCCAGCUACGCACUAACAUCGUGCCAUAUACCGACAUCGUGUCACUAUCCUCAAAGUCUUUUUAUUACGAUUUCUGGGAUCGUCGGGCUUUCUACAGGAAGAAGAAACCGCUACCAGAGAAGAUUGGUAGCUUUCAGAUUUUUCUGAAGGGGUUCAAGGAUGCCAACAUAUUCUUGAAAGAGCAUCCCUGGCCUGAUCAACACAACUCUGGCUUCCGUACCGAUGCCGCUCCAAGGCGGAAGAAAAGGCGAUGGGGAGAGGAGUGCAGACCGGGCGGUGCUCCUUCGGACGAUGAAGAGGAUCACCAGACUCAUACACCUAAUGCGACGGAAGACGUGCAUCAAAGACGAGUGUUUUGGACUGAUAGUCUACAACAAUCUUUCCGAGAGCAGUUGGAGAAGCUGGUGAUAUUGGACUACAUCAUGCGUAACACGGACAGAGGUUUGGACAACUGGAUGAUCAAGAUUAGUCAGAACGGGAAGGAAGCCAGCAUUGUAGCGGAACCGCCAAAAAGCAGCAAGAAUGUCAACGGACAGGCGCCCAAGAACGACCGCCAACUUUUAGACUCGGAAUUUGACGCUUACCGACGCCACGAACCCAUGCAAGCCAACAGUCGAGCUUCAACGCCUAUGGUCUCUGAGCCCGGCGAAGAACCUUCGGUUGCUAUAGGCGCAAUCGACAACAGCCUCUCGUGGCCGUGGAAGCAUCCUGACGCAUGGCGAAGCUACCCAUUUGGCUGGCUGUUCUUGCCGGUUUCUCUUAUCGGACAGCCGUUCUCAGAAGCGACACGCCGACAUUUUCUUCCGCUCCUAACAUCCAAGGUCUGGUGGAGUGAGACUCAGCUUGCACUUCGCCGAUGCUUCAGCCAAGACUCCGACUUCAAGGAGAGCAUGUUCGCACGGCAGAUCGCCGUCAUGAAGGGCCAAGCAUGGAACGUGGUUGAGACGCUGAAAGUACCGGAUCAUGGGCCACUAGAGCUGACCCGGAGAGCAAGAGUGUGCGUGUGGGAUGAUCUGGUCGAUGUGCCUGUGGCAGUGCCGCUGCGCGUUCCUUCAGCGGAAAUGCGACGCCGGCGGGCAGAGGAUGAAGCCCGCAUGGAGGAGGAAGAGAUGGAUAUCAGCGCUGCUCGUGCCUCGGCCCCCCAACCAUCACAUGACCUGCUAGGAACGAGCUCACCGACGUCGGAGCUACCGAACGGCAAUCGCUUCAAUUUAACGCGUCAUGCCAGCGCACUGGACCCCAGAGAGAGCGAAGACAGUUUGGGGUGGGCUGCGCGGCCCAAGAGGGAUCCUGCAGCGGGCAUCUUGGGCGCUCCGGCGCCCGGCCCGAAGCCCAGAUCGAGUUAUGAAGGUGUUCGGCGACAGAAAGAAAGUCCGGAUUCGCGGCGUAGGCGGUAUUCCCUGACAGGGCUAAGGCGCGGCAGCAAUUCCUUCCUCAUGGCUGAUGAUGACUUGGAAGGUGAUCUUGGAUAUGCGGCCGCCGAAGACAUGGAGGGCAUGAGGAAGAAGGUCAUCAUUGAACGCUUGGAGACGGUGAAGAGUAAAAACCCCGUCUUCACUUGGUGUUAG